AUGGCAUCAAAAAACAGACUAACCUCUGUUUUCGCCAUUCUUGCAAUCUUCAUGCUAUGGAGAUCCAAAGUUCUGGCCCAAAACAGCCCCGUUUUCGCCUGCGACAUCGACAAGAAUCCGGCCCUCAAGAACUUCACGUUCUGCGACUCGUCGUUGGACGUCAAAACGAGGGUCGAUGAUCUGGUGAAACGGCUGACAUUGCAGGAAAAGAUUGCGAAUUUGGUGGAUAACGCUGGGAGUGUCGACCGGCUCGGGAUACCAAAGUACGAGUGGUGGUCAGAGGCUUUGCACGGGGUUUCUUACGUUGGUCCAGGUACCCAUUUCUCCAGUGUGGUCCCUGGAGCCACCAGCUUCCCUCAAGUCAUUCUUACCGCAGCCUCGUUCAACGAAACCUUGUUUAAAACCAUCGGAAAGGUGGUUUCUACCGAAGCCAGAGCAAUGUACAAUGUUGGUUUGGCAGGACUAACUUUUUGGUCACCGAAUAUAAACAUUUUCCGGGAUCCGAGAUGGGGAAGAGGUCAAGAGACCCCGGGUGAAGACCCGACUUUAACAAGUAAAUAUGGAGCGGCUUACGUACAAGGCUUACAAGAUAGCGACGAUGGUGACAAAGAUCGGCUCAAAGUCGGGGCUUGUUGUAAGCAUUACACGGCCUAUGAUGUCGAUAACUGGAAAGGCAUCGAUCGAUACCAUUUUAAUGCCGUGGUUACGAAGCAAGAUAUGGAUGAUACGUAUCAACCACCGUUCAAGAGCUGUGUUGUGGAUGGUAAUGUUGCAAGUGUUAUGUGUUCUUACAAUCAAGUAAACGGCAAGCCAACGUGUGGUGAUCCGGAUCUCCUAACCGGAGUUAUCAGGGGUGAAUGGAAGUUAAACGGGUACAUAAGUUCUGAUUGUGAUUCGCUAGAUGUGAUGUUCAAUUCCCAGCAUUGGGCUAAAACACCUGAAGAAAUCGCAGCAGAUGCAUUGAUAGCAGGGUUGGAUCUCAACUGUGGGAAUUUCCUAGGUAAAUACACAGAAGGUGCCAUCAAAGCUGGGCUAGUGAAAGAAUCUGAGGUUGAUAGGGCUGUUUCUAACAACUUCGCGACGCUUAUGAGACUAGGGUUUUUCGAUGGUCAUCCAAGCAAGCAAAUCUACGGGAAAUUAGGUCCAAAAGACGUGUGCACACCAGCUAACCAGGAGCUAGCACGUGAAGCGGCUAGACAAGGAAUUGUGCUACUUAAGAACAGUGUUGGGUCCUUACCUCUUUCUCCAACCGCCAUCAAGUCUCUAGCCGUGAUCGGGCCCAAUGCCAACGUCACGAAGACCAUGAUUGGAAACUAUGAAGGUACCCCGUGCAAAUAUACAACUCCACUUCAAGGAUUAACGGCCUCGGUACCAACAGUAUACCAGGCAGGCUGUGAUAAUGUAGGGUGUGGUACUGCACAAAUAGAGGCCGCUAAGAAAGUAGCAGCUGCCGCUGAUGCAGUUGUUCUAGUAAUGGGUACGGAUCAAUCUAUAGAGGCCGAGAGUCGAGAUAGGAUUGAUAUCACUCUUCCCGGGCAACAAAACAAUUUGAUUUCGGAAGUCGCGAAUGUAUCUAAAGGCCCGGUGAUUCUUGUUAUCAUGUCUGGAGGGGGAAUGGAUAUUCAGUUUGCUAAAGAUAACCCGAAAAUCACCAGCAUUUUAUGGGUCGGGUUCCCUGGUGAAGCGGGUGGUGCUGCGCUAGCAGAUAUCGUUUUCGGGCAGUAUAAUCCAUGUGGAAGACUACCCAUGUCAUGGUACCCCCAAUCUUACACAACAAAGGUGAACAUGACCAACAUGAACAUGAGACCAGACCCAGCCACAGGCUACCCGGGUCGAACGUACCGGUUCUACAAAGGAGACACGAUUUACACAUUUGGUGACGGACUAAGCUUUUCCGAGUUCGCUCACCACCUAGUUUCAGCACCAAAACUCGUGUCGGUGCCACUAGAGGAAGGACAUGUUUGCCGAUCAUCUAAGUGCAAGUCAAUCGAUGCAGUUGAGCAAACUUGCAAGAAUUUAGCAUUUGACGUUCAUUUGAGGGUGACGAAUAAUGGGAAGAUGGGUGGAAGUCACACCGUGUUCUUGUUUUCGUCACCUCCAUCGGUCCAUAACGCACCCCAGAAGCAGUUACUGGGGUUCCAGAAGGUGAAUUUGGCAUCAAGGCAACAGGGUGUGGUUAAGUUCAGUGUAGAUUUGUGCAAGGAUUUGAGUUUGGUUGAUGAACUUGGGACCAGAAAAGUGGCAUUGGGGCAACAUAUUCUUCAUGUGGGAAACUUGAAACACUCCUUAAAUGUGAGGAUAUGAUGUGUGUGUGUGUGUGUUUGUAGUUUCCCACAAGAAAAUACUUUUAAUUUUUUUGAGGGUGGUCAAGAAGAAAAUUGAAGUCAUCGCAAGAUGCAAUUUAUUUAAUGAUAUCAUUGGAAAUCAUAAAAAAAAUCUCAUUUCGUUUU
This is a messenger RNA of Cynara cardunculus var. scolymus (artichoke), 2450 nucleotides long. RefSeq names its product beta-xylosidase/alpha-L-arabinofuranosidase 2-like. Gene Ontology annotation, biological process: arabinan catabolic process; xylan catabolic process. Gene Ontology annotation, cellular component: plant-type cell wall. The record is from RefSeq and is a predicted model, not a curated record. The coding region runs from base 1 to 2304 and encodes 767 amino acids. The transcript has 7 exons. Lineage: Eukaryota; Viridiplantae; Streptophyta; Magnoliopsida; Asterales; Asteraceae. Gene Ontology annotation, molecular function: xylan 1,4-beta-xylosidase activity; alpha-L-arabinofuranosidase activity.